AAUCAGAAAAAGCGAUUAAAUAUGGCAUUAAGGAGGGAGCGAGUGAGCUGAAAAGAAUUACGAGAGAAACAGAACGGGGGGAGAAGGCGAAGCAUGAAAAACUGGUCCUGCCGGACACCACCACCACCACCGUCAGCGCCGUCGUCUGCUACUCCGCAACCACCACCACAACAAUUGCUCCAACGACGUCGUUUCCCCGCUCCACCACUUGAAUGAAUGGGAAACUGCGGAACCAGAGAGGAAUCUGCCGUAGUUUCCAACGCCCAAGUUCAGCAGCUUCACCAUGCGGCGUCCUUGGGCGCCAGUGCGAGGAGUCAGAAUGCCGGUAGCGAGAAGAAGCACGGUCACGGUCACGGUCACGGUCACAGGCACAAUCUGAGUGAGUGCGCUUCGGAUCUGAGCGAAGCUUGUUCGACACCGCGAGGUAACAGUAGCAGCAACACGCACGUGAUAUCGUUCACGCUCUACGAGUUGGAGACCAUAACGAAGAGCUUCCGCGGAGACUACAUCCUCGGGGAGGGAGGGUUCGGCACCGUUUACAAAGGCUACAUUGAUGAGAACGUCAGAGUGGGACUCAAAUCGCUUCCUGUAGCGGUUAAGGUUCUGAACAAGGAAGGAUUACAAGGACAUCGAGAGUGGCUUACGGAGGUGAAUUUUUUGGGGCAGCUAAGGCAUCCUAAUCUGGUGAAGUUGAUUGGGUACUGCUGUGAAGAUGAUCACAGGCUGCUUGUGUACGAGUUCAUGUUCCGAGGAAGUUUGGAAAAUCACUUAUUCCGAAAGGCAACUGUCCCUUUAUCAUGGGCUACAAGAAUGAUGAUUGCUUUUGGAGCUGCAAAAGGACUUGCAUUUCUCCACAAUGCUGAAAGGCCGGUUAUCUACCGUGACUUCAAAACGUCUAAUAUAUUGUUGGACUCGGAUUAUACAGCAAAGCUUUCUGAUUUUGGACUAGCAAAAGCAGGACCACAAGGUGACGAAACCCAUGUAUCCACUCGAGUCAUGGGUACAUAUGGUUAUGCUGCCCCUGAAUAUGUAAUGACUGGCCACCUGACGGCUAGGAGUGAUGUCUAUAGCUUUGGUGUUGUUCUUUUGGAGCUCUUAACGGGGAGGAAAUCAGUUGACAAGACCAGACCUGGCAAGGAACAGAGCUUGGUAGACUGGGCAAGGCCAAAGCUAAAUGACAAGAGAAAGCUGCUACAGAUAAUUGACCCUAGAUUGGAGAAUCAAUACUCAGUGAGGGCUGCACAAAAAGCGUGUAGCUUGGCUUAUUACUGUUUAAGUCAAAAUCCCAAAGCGAGGCCCUUAAUGAGCGAUGUGGUUGAGACAUUAGAACCCUUACAAAGUUCCAGAGUUAGUGCAGGUGAAGUCUCAUUAUCUGGAUCAAAUAGUGUGACUGCUGGGCCUUUCGCCAUGAACAAAAUCUCUGACUACCGUAUGCGUCAAAGGUUCUCAAACAAUGUUGGUCCUGGUGCUACGUGUCGAUCUCCAAACCCAAAUUGUUCACCAGGUGCCCCUGCAGCACUACGGGUGAGAUGAUAAAUCUCAUGCAUCAUAAAAACCCUGUCUUCUUGGUGUGCUUCUCGAACCUUCACUUAUCUCAAGAAAUAGUAGUUGUUAAAAUGUGGGUGCAUCCUUGUUUUUGUUGCUUUGUAUAUGAUAAUGUGACAAGAAAUUAGCCCGGUGCAUAAUUUUUGUAUGGAUGUUUGGGCUUGUGUUAAUGUGGGUGGGAAAAUUAUUGUGUGGAAAUCUGUGUAGUUGUAAUGAUGGUGGCAUCAGAACUAAUGUAACUGGCUCCUCCUCACAUCAUCAGCAGUGGAAGAGAAAGACUACCCAAACACGCAAGUACCUAAUGAUGUAUUUUAUUGGAGAUUAUUAGGGAAACUGAGGGUAAGAAGAGACAAUCAUAGUUAACAUUUCUAUAUCAUCCUGUCUCUUGAAGUGACUAAUUCGUAUUUUAAAAAAAUAAAGAUGGAGGGUCAUUUUCAACCUUUUUAA
Messenger RNA from Vigna unguiculata (cowpea), 1992 nucleotides. Its product is annotated as Protein kinase superfamily protein. The record is from RefSeq and is a predicted model, not a curated record. Gene Ontology annotation, biological process: protein phosphorylation. Gene Ontology annotation, molecular function: ATP binding; protein kinase activity. Lineage: Eukaryota; Viridiplantae; Streptophyta; Magnoliopsida; Fabales; Fabaceae.